AUGGCUUUCAUAACUCAAUGCAUUACUGCUAAACAAAAAAAGCAUAUAACUGAAGUGGAAAUCGUUUUGGAAUUAAGAUCCAUUGUUCUGAAACUGAAUAUAUUUUCUGAUCCUUCCACAACCCUCAAAAUGAAAUAUAAUCAGCAAGGAAAUGAUACAUUGGUGGUUUGCAAAAAGCAAAAUGUAGAUUGGACAGUUGAAAACCGAUAUUUCAUGACAAUCUUUGUUCAAGAACUUGAAGAAAUUUUAUUGGAUCCAGAAUUGGAUUUGAAACGUUUCAAAUUCCUAUACAACCCCUCAGGCUCGUUUGACUUGUCUUACAUACGAGAGUACAUGGACCCGUUAAUUAGUCGAUUCUAUGAAAACUUGUGGAGAACUUUGAAGCUGAGAAGAUCGAGAAUCAAUGUCAAAAUUGUUUUCCUUCAAGCUAGAGACAUUGCACAAGUUUGUUUGGUUCUAUCUCAGAUCGACUACAAAUCUAUUAAGUUUAUAUGGCUGGGAAUGGAAUUUGGUGACAAUAUUGUCAAAAUCGGAGAAUUGGUGUCGUUGGCUUGUAAUCAGUGGAAAUACGCAAAAGGUCUAACGAUGAGAAUGAAACUGAACUUGGUCACCACAAAAAAUUUGGAUGAAGUUAAAAAGGUGAGACACAUGUAG
Molecule: messenger RNA, 654 nt
Organism: Caenorhabditis remanei
Lineage: Eukaryota; Metazoa; Nematoda; Chromadorea; Rhabditida; Rhabditidae
Exons: 1
Coding region: 1-654 (217 amino acids)
Source: RefSeq, a predicted model, not a curated record